CAAAAUUCAAAUAUAGAGUAGACCGUAAUUUAUAAUAAAUUAGGGGACAUUAAAUUUGAAGUUGGAUCUUGCUAUAGUUUUACACGUUUAAUAUUGAAGAGUAUUUUGUGAUUAUAUUUAUUUUAAUAAUAUAAAAUAUGUCGGACAAAACUCGGACAUCGAGGCUGGCUUCGUACAAAAAUGCUUGCCAGGGUGCGACGGAGCUCCGCAGAAAGCGGGCCGAGCUCAGCGUGUCGCUGCGCAAGCAGGCCCGCGAUGAGCAGCUGCUCAAGCGCCGGGCCAUGUCGCCCACGGAGGGUGAGGACAUCACUCAGGACACCGAGAAAGUCAUGUCCCCGGAAGAGAUUGUGAGAGGUCUGAAGUCUGAAGACAUUGCCACAAAGAUAGUGUGCGCCAGAGCUGCCCGGCGCAUUCUGUCCAAGGAGCAGAACCCUCCCAUUGCCAAGCUGGUUGAUGCUGGAGUUAUAAAGCCUUUAAUCGCAGCAUUGGACUUAUUUGAAUGCCAAGAUGUCCAGUUUGAAGCAGCAUGGGCCCUCACCAACAUUGCAUCCGGCACACACGAGCAGACUCUAGCCGUCAUGAAUGCUGGGGCAGUACCGAAGCUAGUGACGCUGCUGGGCACGGGCGGCGCGGUGGGCGAGCAGGCGGCGUGGGCGCUGGGUAACAUCGCGGGCGACGGCGCGGCGGCGCGCGACACCGUGCUGCGGCACGGCGCGCUGCCGGCGCUGCUGCCGCACCUCGCCCCCGCCGCGCCCGCCACGCAGCUGCGCACCGCCGCAUGGACCUUCAGCAACUUGUGCAGGAACAAGAAUCCUUUGGUCCAGUUCGACAUGGUGGCGCCUGCCCUGCCCUACGUCGCCGAGCUGCUCGAUGUUAAAGAUGCCGAUGUUUUAGCGGACACGUGCUGGGCGCUGUCGUACCUGACGGACGGGCCGAACGAGCGCAUCGAGGCGGUGCAGACGACGCCGCAGCUGCUGGAGCGCCUCACGCACCUGCUGCAGCACAAGUCGCCCGCCGUGCGCACCCCCGCCUUGCGCGCGCUCGGCAACAUGCUCACCGGCUCCGACGUGCAGACGGACCGGUGCAUCAUGGCGGGGUGCAUCGACGACCUCGCGAUGCUGCUGCGGUGCGGCAAGCCGGCGCUGAUGAAGGAGGCGGCGUGGGCGGUGAGCAACAUCCUCGCCGGCACCAAGGAGCAGAUCCAGGCCGCCAUCGACAAGGGCAUCCUAGUACCGCUCGUCGAGGUGCUGUCCACGGAAGAUAUCAAGUGCCAGAAGGAGGCGGCGUGGGCGAUCACGAACCUGUGCCUGGGCGGGUCGGCGGCGCAGCUGGACGCGCUCGUGGGCGCCGGCUUCCUGGAGCCCUACUGUCGCCUGCUCGCCGCGCCCGACCAGCGCGCCGUCACCGUCGUGCUCGACGGCCUCGCCAACCUCUUGCAGGCGGCUGCCAAGUUUGGACAAGUGGAGCCGCUGUGUGUGAAGCUCGAGGAGAUCGGCGCGCUGGACAGCAUAGAGCAGCUGCAGGAGCAUGAGAAUGAACAGAUAUACAAGAAGUGCUUGGACAUUCUGGACAACUACUUCGCGGAGGGGGGAGACGAGAACGCGCAGCCGCAGGAGAAUGGCAACGAGUACCAGUUCGGGACCACCGCCGCUGACAACUUUAACUUUUGAGACUGAUGUAGACAUUCAAUUUGUACGUUCCUCUAGAUUGUAAGUUAGGAUAUGUCACACCUACAGUCUUAAGUUAAAAUUUUGUAUGUUAUUUUUAGCAAUAUUCCGCGAAAUAACAUACUGAAUUUUAAGCCAUGCGUUUCCACAAAAUAAUGCCUGAUUCUAAUAACUAUACAGUCUUAAGUUUUACACGCGACAUUGUGGUUGCGUUCUAUUAAUUACACCUUCGAGCAUUGUCGUCGCAUUGCGUCUCGGCGAGAACUGACCGUAGCAUUUAAUAAGACGUUGUGAUAGGUGCCUUAUAUAAAACCUUUAUUAUUUCAACUAUCUGAUUGAGCUGGCCUCACUGUGUUGAAGUUAUACAUUAGUUUUUAAUUUAGUUUAUUCGAUUGUACCAUACUUUUCUUAUUAAUAAAUCAAAAUUUUUAUUAUUCAUA
This is a messenger RNA of Aricia agestis (brown argus), 2107 nucleotides long. RefSeq names its product importin subunit alpha-1-like. Bases 138 to 1670 code for a protein of 510 amino acids. Gene Ontology annotation, molecular function: nuclear import signal receptor activity; protein binding. Gene Ontology annotation, cellular component: cytoplasm; nucleus. Gene Ontology annotation, biological process: NLS-bearing protein import into nucleus. The transcript is spliced from 11 exons. The record is from RefSeq and is a predicted model, not a curated record. Lineage: Eukaryota; Metazoa; Arthropoda; Insecta; Lepidoptera; Lycaenidae.